AUGGCCUGGGCCCCUCUCCUCCUCACCCUCCUGGCUCACUGCACAGGAUCCUGGGCCCAGUCUGUGCCAACUCAGCCGGCCUCAGUGUCGGGGUCCCCGGGCCAGACGGUCACCAUCUCCUGCACUGGAAGCAGCUCCAACAUUGGGGGUUACAAUGUGCACUGGUACCAGCAGCUCCCAGGAAAGGCCCCCAAACUCAUCAUCUAUGGUAAUAGCAACCGACCCUCAGGGGUCCCGAACCGAUUCUCUGGCUCCAAGUCUGGCAGCUCAGGCACCCUGACCAUCACGGGGCUGCAGGCUGAGGACGAGGCCAGUUAUUUCUGCCAGUCCUAUGACAGCAGUCUGA
Pipistrellus nathusii (Nathusius's pipistrelle) is the source of this 346-nucleotide messenger RNA. The record is from the annotation of a GenBank genome assembly. NCBI's taxonomy places the organism in Eukaryota, Metazoa, Chordata, Mammalia, Chiroptera, Vespertilionidae.